CAUAUCCGGACGAAAGUAGUCUUUGCGACUGCGCUUACUUUUCUCUCGAAUUUAAUAAAUAUCUACCUGUUUCAACUUUGUAGUGCAUCUAAAUAAAUUGUCUCAUCAGGAAUAAUUUCUUGUUUGAGCUUUUAUUAUAGAUAGGUGCUCUAAAUUAUCCUUCCACAUAAGAUUCGGAUAUAAAGUUUUAUCUUUCUGUAUUUAUCUUUAUCCCAUGUAAUUACGAUGUUUAAUGGUCCUAAUAAUAAGUGAAAUUAACAUAAUGAUGGUUCAGUUGUGUGCGGUCAUCGGCUGGAGUCGUACAAGUGUUUGAAAUUUGAAAUAUUUGUGUGAGUCACACACAGCUGUGGGUUUCGAUACCGUGAAGUGAAAUCUAGUUACAAUGAAUAUUAGGACGCUUGGUGUGUUGAUGUGGAAGCAUGGGGUGGUCCGUAAGAGACGGUUCAUCCAGACGGCUAUGGAGUUCCUGGCCCCAAUAUUUUUCUUCGUCAUCCUCUUCAUAUUUAGAGACAAAAUUCAUUCAAAACCAACUCAUGCUGUUGGUGAAUUUAUAGACAUCGAGCGGCCUGAAGCGAUUCCACUGAACAGAACAAUGGUACCACCGACCGUUUUGUACACUCCCGACACAAAUCUCACGGCGAUUCUGAUGGAAAUUGUUGGGGAAAAACUGAACCUGAAACGUUUGCAGUCCUUCUCAAGUGGUACUGGUAGAGGAUACAUGCCAUUCACCAACGAUUCGGAUAUCUUCGACUUCACCAAAAACAUGCGGCCCGAUGAAGCGAUUGUGAUAUUUCAGAACGUCUCGGAAGGUACCUGGCCGAAAAAGCUCAACUACACGAUCCGAAUGAAGACACCCUUCAAGACGCACAUGACCACAGCUAUGGACGGCGGAUUGAUGCCACACCAACGGUUUGGAGCGAUGUACGAGCCUUUCAUGCGACUCCAAUGGGCCAUAGACACCAGCUACAUUCAGAUACUGACCGGCAAACCAGUGGAACAGAAUGUGGUCUUGCAAGAGUUCCCAUACGUGAAGUUCUCAAAAAGCGACUCCGCCGAACUGGUGACUGCAAUCCUGUUUCCCGUGUGCUGGCUGUCCUUGUUCGUCAACUUCGUGUUCCUCAUGACGCGGCUGCUGCAGGAGCGAGCCAGCGGGAUACAGGAGCUAAUGAAAAUGAUGGGCGUCUCCACCAAUGUCCUCGGCAUGACUCACGUAUUCAACGUCAUGGGCCCGUGCCUAGUUUACUCGGUGGGCGGAACCAUACUGCUAAAGACGGGCGACUACACGCUUCUAGAAAAAUCCAACGGGUUCCUGAUAUUCUUCGCGCUGUAUUCACACUUCUUCGCCACUAUCGCGAUGGCGUUCGCUUGCAGCUACAUCGCUAAGAGCACACAAUACAUCAUAACCCUGGGUACCCUCGCCUACGUAGUGCUGUGGGCGCCUGCUAACCUGCUCUACCAGAACAACAUUCCGAAAUCCCUAGUACUGGCCACCGGCUUUCUGCCCUACGCGCCUAUGGGCUGGAUUUGGGCGGAGAUUGGCGCCCUGGAGAAAAUUGGUCAAGGCCUAACAUUUACAACGAUGAUGUCGUCACACACCAACAAAUCUGGCUCAGCCAUCGCAGCGAUGACGUUGCUGGGACUGCAAGCGGUGUUCUUCUUCGCGCUCGCGUGGUACUUCGACCACGUGCGGCCCGGCCGCUACGGGCACGCGCUGCCGUGGGACUUCCUGCUGCAGAGGUCGUACUGGGUGAAGAACAACGUGAAGCCGGACUCGGCGUCGCGGCAGCUACAACGGCCGGCGUCGCACGACGAGCGCUACUUCGAGCCGCCUGGCGCUAGGGAGGUGGGCAUCAGCGUGCAUAACGUUACCAAGAUGUUCCCAAAACAACGCGCGCUAAACGACGUGUCUCUGGACGUAUACAAAGGCGAAAUCACCAUCCUGCUGGGACACAACGGGGCUGGAAAAACCACGCUCAUGUCCAUAAUCACUGGUAUGAUCGGCCCAACGUCAGGCAAGGUCCUGGUGAACGGUCUAGACAUGGCAUCAGAGAAGGAGGCAGCACGGCAGCACAUCGGGCUGUGCCCGCAGCAUAACCUGUUCUUCCCAGACCUCACUGUACUGGAGCACGUCAUGUUCUUCACGCUGCUCAAAGGCUCAUCCUUCUUCGAAGCGCGAAUCUCUUCUCUGGCUCUACUGGACAAACUGGGCAUCAAAGCCAAAGCAGACAAUAUGAGCGACGAACUAUCCGGCGGCAUGAAGCGGCGACUUCAGCUGGCGUGUGCACUUGCUGGGAACGCGCGAGUGCUUAUACUGGACGAGCCCACGUCUGGACUGGACGUGGAGACACGCCGGGAGCUGUGGGACUUGCUACUGUCGCUGCGAGGCUCUCGCACCGUCCUGCUGUCGACUCACUUCAUGGAGGAAGCUGACGCUUUAGGCGACCGCGUGGCGGCGCUGCACGCCGGCCAGCUGCGAUGCCACGCCACGCCCAUGUACCUCAAGAGAGCCUUAGGCACCGGCUACCGCCUCACCUUCACCACGAUCGGCCAGCCCAAAGAAGACCCUAUGACCAACGUAAUACAGUCCAUAGUUCCGGAUGCCGCCGUCAAGGAAACCACCAUCAACUCGAUAUCGUACAACCUUCCCGCGGCAAGCAGCAAGCAUUUCCCGAGCCUGUUCACUAAACUGGAGUCGCAACGAUCGGAACUGGGAAUUGACUCAAUUGGAGUUGGGAUAACCACGCUUGAGGAGGUGUUCUUAAGAUUAUGCAGUGACGUCGACACUUCGCGCUCGCAAGAUGAACUUGACGGCAAUCUUGGAGGCAUGCCUUCAGAGCCAACGUUCAACAUUCUCUCCGGACCGCGCCUGUACAUUCGUCAAAUACUGAUGCUGAUGAAACGUCAAUUCCUCUUCCUAUGGUACAAGAGGAUGUAUUUCUUCAGUUUGCAAGUACUAAUCCCAGUGCUUCUAAUGUGCACAUUCACGCUGAAUUCCAACAACGCGGCCACGGGCGACGUUGACAACCCUGCUUUGGCCAUGAACCUGGAUGUAUACAAGGAUAUGCCUGGAUACAGGGUGCUCUACGACCUGCCCAAGGGCGAAGCCUCCUUGAAGCCGAUGGACGACUACCCUAACGUGAAGUUUGAGGAGACUGGUGAUGUCAAUGAAGCGGUUCUAAGCGCUGGCAGGCGUAGCGUGUUGGAAUACAACCAAUAUCUGGCUGGAGUGGAACUCAACGACACUGAAGCGAAGGUGAUGUACACAACAUUAGUUCGCCACGCAGCGCCCUCAGCUCUGAACCUUUUGACGAACCUACUAGCAGCGCGAGUUUUACCCUGGGCUGGCGGCAAAACGCUCACCACCAUCAACCACCCCUUACCAGGCGCGCAAGUGCCGUAUAUGACGGAUACCAUCGUGCAGCCUAAGGCCAUGGUGAACUCUGUCACUUGGGGCGUGAUCUUGGUGUUUGUGUUCCUCUCUGCCAUAUCUGGAGCCGCCUCACUCCCAUGCCGUGAGCGCGUGACAGGCGCUCGCCACAUCCACAUUAUGGCAGGCUGUCCUGCAGAACUACACUGGGCGGCUACCCUGCUAUUUCAUACUCUGAUACAUGCGACCACACUGAUAGUACCUGCUAUGAUAAUCUGUGCUGCGCUGGACGACGACAAGACAUUUACGGACCCGAAAUUUAUAAUGUGUCUGGGCCUGUCGCUGGUGCUGGGCCUGAUGGCGUUCCUGGCGCUGACGUACCUCGUCAGCUUCUACUUCCAGGAGAACGGCACCGGCGGCGUGCUUUUCUGCUCCAUCAUACUAUUUGUACUCGUAAUGCCGAUGUUAAAAGCCGUAGGCAGCAUGAAAAUGGAGAGAUCAUUCUCCGACCGUCUGCUAUCUGUGUCCAGUGCAGUGGCGCCCCCACACACGCUAGUUUCUGCCGUCCUGGAUAGCAUAUUCACGGCGCGACACAACACUCUCUGCAACCUGAACCGGGACAAGUGUCCCGUGUUGCCAGUAGCAGAGUCAGACUUCGAUAUCGACGCUUGCUGCACAUCAGAUCCUAAUACUAACGCGUUCUGCUACUUCUGCCUGGACGAAGGCGCGCCCGGAAAAUGGCUGUUUUACAUGUUUGGUCAAAUUGUCAUCUUGAUGACUCUGGUGUUCUUGACGCAACGCGGGCUAUUCAAGCGUAUGUGGGACGCAGCGCUGAACGCGCAGUAUGCACCGCCCGCGCCGCGCUUUAACGACGAGGUCGUGAGGGCCGAGCGAGCUUACGUCGAGAAGGCUAUCGAGCUACCGGACAGACAGAUCGCGGACGCGCUGCUAGCGUCUGACAUCCACAAGCGCUACCGCGGCCUCUGCAGCAGCUGCAACGCUGUUAAAGGCGUCAGCUUCUCCGUCAAAAAAGGCGAAUGCUUCGGUCUACUGGGCGUAAAUGGCGCGGGCAAAUCAAGCAUGUUCCAAGUCCUGACGGGCGAGCAGUGGCCCACGAGGGGACGUAUCUUCGCCAACGGACAGCGCAUGGACGGCUACUCGGCGCAGUACCUCCGUGGCCUCGGCUACUGCCCGCAAUUCUCGGGCCUAGACGAGUUCCUUACCGGUCGUCAGAACCUGAACCUGUUGUUGGCACUACGCGGCCUGUGCGCCGGCGACGCCGCCGCCGAAGCCCUGGCCUGGAUCAACGUUGUUGGCCUGCAAAAGUACAUCGACCGCAAAGUGAUAGGCUACAGCGGCGGCUGCGUGCGUCGGCUGGCGGCCGCGGCGGCGCUGUGCAACGGAGCCCCACUUACAUUGCUAGAUGAGCCUACUUCUGGCGUGGAUGUAUCGGCCCGUCGGCGUGUCUGGGCCGCUCUACGACGUGGGUUGAAGAACCAGAGAUCCAUCAUUAUUACGUCACACAGCAUGGACGAGAUGGAAGCUCUAUGCACGCGUAUAUGCAUAAUGUCUGCGGGCGAGGCGUGCGCACUUGGCUCGCCGGCUGGUCUGCGCGCGCGCCACGCCGCCGGCCACGCCGUGCUCAUCAAGGUGCGCGCCGACCACGCCGAACAUGAACAACACCCGGCGGGAGACGAGGUGGACUCCUCCAAGACCCUGGUGAACCAGCUGAAAGGAAUGCUGCAGCAGAAAUUCAACUGCACCCUCAAAGAUGAACACAAGACGAUGCUUCACUACCACAUCAAUGAGACGAUGCAGUACAGCAGUCUGUUCCAAGAGCUGGAGCAACUCAAGGCGUCGUUCCCGACCCUGGUGGAAGACUACUCCGUCACCGAGACAACCCUGGAGGAGGUGUUCCUGUCUUUCGCCAAGCCGCCGCCGGAGCCCGAGGGCCCCGCCAGACCAGUCUAAACCACCGUUAAGUAGCAGUGCAGGUAUAUCGACAACCGAUAGAAUUAACACAGGAUUGCACUUAAAAUCGUAAAGCAAAUCCUAUAACUAAAGGAUGAAGCACACUUAUCAACCCGGCAACGGAUCGUAACCGUAUCAACUCGAGGCAGUCAGUAUUAUUUAAAAACGGG
Messenger RNA from Ostrinia furnacalis (Asian corn borer), 5508 nucleotides. RefSeq names its product ATP-binding cassette sub-family A member 1. The record is from RefSeq and is a predicted model, not a curated record. NCBI's taxonomy places the organism in Eukaryota, Metazoa, Arthropoda, Insecta, Lepidoptera, Crambidae. Gene Ontology annotation, biological process: lipid transport; transmembrane transport. Gene Ontology annotation, molecular function: lipid carrier activity; ABC-type transporter activity; ATP binding. Gene Ontology annotation, cellular component: membrane; intracellular membrane-bounded organelle. Bases 383 to 5338 code for a protein of 1651 amino acids. The transcript is spliced from 33 exons.